GUUCAAAUGAGUAGCAGUAGUUCAUAUGCAUUGGUUAAUCAAAACAUUGCCAGGAGAUGUCCGUUCCUAAAGUGACCGAGGAUGCUGUCCUCAAGAGAACCGAGAACUGUUCUCUGUUGAAGGAAACCGUUAAAGGGUAUGAUUGGAACCAGGGAAUAAACUAUUCAGAGUUACUAAAAAGUUACCUGCACACUGGAUUCCAAGCGACGAAUUUCGGUUUGGCAGUGGAGGAAAUCAACAAGAUGCUUAAGAAACGCGACGAGAAGCUUUCAGAGGAGAGUUAUGUGGAUGCAGAUGAUCCUUUUGUAACAGUCAAUUCAAACUGUACCAUCUUCUUGGGAUAUACCUCGAACAUAAUUUCCAGUGGAUUGAGGGAAACAAUUAGGUUCUUAGUGCAGCACAAAUUGGUAGAUUGUAUAGUAACUACAGCAGGUGGAAUUGAGGAGGAUUUCAUUAAAUGUUUGGCGCCAACUUUCUUGGGGGACUUCAAUUUGAAAGGAGACGCGUUGAGAGAUCAGGGCGUGAAUCGGAUAGGUAAUUUAUUGGUGCCCAACGAUAAUUACUGCAAAUUCGAAGAUUGGGUCACUCCUCUGCUGGAUGAAAUGGUCGAUGAUCAGAAGAACGGUACGAUUUGGAGCCCAAGCAGAGUCGUCGCUCGUUUAGGGGAGAGGAUUAACAACGAGGAGAGCAUUUACUAUUGGGCUGCAAAGAACAAGAUUCCAGUAUUCAGUCCGGCUUUGACGGAUGGCAGUCUCGGAGACAUGAUGUUCUUCCAUUCGUUCAAGAAAUUUGGUCUAGUCGUCGAUAUUAUUUCUGAUUUGCGCAGAUUGAAUCUGAUGGCCAUAAAAGCUGCACACACAGGAGUUGUUAUAGUCGGCGGUGGUUUGAUUAAGCACCACAUAAACAACGCCAAUUUAAUGAGGAAUGGAAGCGAUUACGCUGUGUAUUUGAAUACGGCUGCAGAGUUCGAUGGUAGCGACAGUGGUGCUCGACCGGACGAAGCCGUGUCUUGGGGUAAAAUCAAGAAGGACGCAACCCCUGUCAAGAUAUGCGCUGAGGCCACUUUGAUCCUGCCGUUAUUAGUAGCAGAAACUUUCGCGAAAUAUCACUUCGAUAAAAAAAACGUGAAAUAAAAACACCUUCAACUAUAACAAAAU
Nicrophorus vespilloides is the source of this 1157-nucleotide messenger RNA. Its product is annotated as probable deoxyhypusine synthase. Gene Ontology annotation, cellular component: cytoplasm. Lineage: Eukaryota; Metazoa; Arthropoda; Insecta; Coleoptera; Silphidae. The transcript is spliced from 5 exons. Gene Ontology annotation, molecular function: deoxyhypusine synthase activity. Gene Ontology annotation, biological process: peptidyl-hypusine biosynthetic process. The record is from RefSeq and is a predicted model, not a curated record. Bases 57 to 1133 code for a protein of 358 amino acids.